Molecule: messenger RNA, 3873 nt
Organism: Lates calcarifer (barramundi perch)
Lineage: Eukaryota; Metazoa; Chordata; Actinopteri; Centropomidae
Product: KIAA0753 ortholog
Exons: 18
Coding region: 472-3210 (912 amino acids)
Biological process (GO): protein localization to centrosome; centriole replication
Cellular component (GO): centriolar satellite
Source: RefSeq, a predicted model, not a curated record
CUGCUAAUAGUUUAACAGUUUAAACCAUAGACUGUAAACUAAAGACAGUACUAUCAGUGGUUUAAACUUUAAACCAAUGCCUGUAGUGGUUGUAGGUUUAACCAGUACACAUGAACGCAGCCUAAAAACUACUUCCGUCUGGAUCCUUUCUGUUGUUGUCAUGGCGGCGGUUCAAACUGUUGACAAGCUUGGACUAAAAUUUAAAAUGUUUACCAUGUGCUAUAUUUUAAUUAACAUACAAUUAGCGAAGCUGUGUGCAUAGUUAAUUUGUAAUCUCAAUUUAAACUGAAAAAGGUACUUAUAAGCGAGGUCGAAAUGGUGGAAUGGAUGCCUUUGGGAUUAACUUGAUGUCAGCAAACUUCAUUUCAAAAGCCUACUUAGCUUGUUAAUGCUAACUAUCAUUAGCACAGCAUAUGAUAUUUUGUGAGUUAAUUGUUAGUUUGACUGAAUUUGGUGGUUGUUUUCACCGUAAUGACCGCACAGUUGUUGCAGAAUGGUCCAACGAUUUCAGUAGGACAGCAAAGUCAAAGGAGGGACUGGGUUAUUUUAGGUUCAGCCCGAAACCGCGACGAUUUUACCACUGAGAUGUCCCAAACUAAGCUAUUGUUCAAUGAAGCCAUCCCUGCAAGUGCCGGCAACCGUGCCACCUAUGUACGCCUGCCAGCCCCCAUUGUGAUUGAGAAGCUGCUGCCACUGUCGGAGGAGCGUGAGAAUGCCAACAGCACCAGGAGCUCCAUCAGCUUCACUGCGCUCUCCGAGGAGAGGCUGCAGGCUGCCGUUAAGCUCGCCAAGCGAGAUCUGAGACGAAGGCACCUUGAGUCAUUGAUAAAAUCCCCUGCCAGACCUUCUCAAGAGGCCUCCCUCCUUGAAACAAGUGAUGUAGAGCUGCUUCAGGAGCUUGCAACCACUCCAAGUAAGGCAAAGUUAAGGGCCUCCAGUCCAAAAGAGAAAGCUGCCCGUCCUGGAGCAAAACAAACAUCCCAGAAGCGUCCCAUGUGUGCAAUGCCUCGGGCAGGCCAAUCACCCCCAACCAGAGACCCUGGCCCUAAACAGCUGGAAAGAGGCAAACAGGCUCCGUUAAGCCAGGAAAUCCACAAGCUGCAAAAUGAACUUGAAGUGUAUAUUCAGAAAGUGGAGGAGCUAGCCAACAGAGGGGAGAAAAUGGAGGAGCUGCUGGAGCCUGAAGAGCAAAACAAGUUGGAGGUGCGCAGACAGAAGCAGGCAGCCCGCUCAGCACGUAUUAUCUAUGACCUCCAGAAACAGGUAAAAGAGAUACAAGAAGAUAUGGAGAAGCUACGAAACCAGAAACUGUGGGACACCAAAAAAUCCACUGCAGUAAACCGGCUUGCAGCUGCCCACCGUGGAGCACUCAGGGCCUUACAGGUUGUUAUCAACCAGCUUUCAGAUUUAUCUCACAGCAAGUUACCUCCUCACUACAAAGAGCUGGGCCAGCUGAUUCGCCAGCUCUCUUUGUGCUCAGCUAAGGUCGAAGUGGAUCAAGGUUCAGCUGUGCCUGAGACAGCCCUCGACAUCCUGCAGAAACUAGAGACUUUGGAUUCAGCCCUAAGUAAACAAGAGAUGCUGGAAAAAAUACAGGCCCAAACAUGCCCUCCACACAGGAAGUCUCAUCGCAGUAUGUCACCUAUUGGUGUGCUCAAGGGUCCCAGCACCUCAACUGUACGGGGACCUCGCAAACCUGCAAAUCCUAAAAGAGGAGUCCGUGCAGGUAGGAGAAUGGCCUCACAAAAGCCCAAAACUACUUCUCACCAGCCCAUGAACAGAAGAGAGCUGCUGAGGGCCGGCCUGGAGAGCCUCGCCCAGCAGAGGGAGCUGAGAGAGCUGCAGGGACAGCCUCAGAUGAACACCACCUGCAGAAAAGGACUACACUCUGACAGGAGAAAGGCUGACAUUAUAAUGAAGCAUAAUCAGAUGCGAGAUGCAGGCUUCCAGCAGCCUACAGUUUCCUCUCGGCUCAGAGUGAACGAGCUCCCUCAAAAAGAGCACUCUGUGCCCUGGAUACCUACAUCCCCUCACUCUCCUCCACAGCGCAGAUCCCCUCAAAGGGGGAGGCCAGAGCCUCGAUGUCUCUUCUCUCCAAUGAAGCCCUCGCCAAGCCCUCCAAGGCAGAGGAUGGCCAGUGGUUUUGGGGAAGAGCCAGUCCUGAGCUCACAAAAGAAGAAACAAGCCCAGAAUGAAGCAUUAAGGAAAGCCUGGUUGGAUAAGAUGACGAUGCAGAGGCUGAAAGAGCUCAACCAGCUGAGUAAAGAGGAGGCUGAAUGUAUUCAGAGAUUAAGGUCUGAAGUGGUCUCGCCAACUCAGUGGGCUGAGAGAGCUGAGCAGAAGGCAAGAGAGAGAAUUCAGCCCCUUCUGGAUGAAGCACAGCAGAUUGGUGAAUCCAGGGACAGGAUCAGCUCCUCACUGAGAAAUCGGCUGUCUGAGCAGGCUGCAGAGAGGGCAGCAGAGACUGCCGAGCAGCUGAGUGAGGCCCUGCUCGAAGAUCUGUUGGAGGACACUGCACGGGCGGCGUGGGCAGCUGAGACAGACAGACAGUUGGAGGGCAUGGCCCAGCGUAGGCUGCAGGCCCCCACCCUGGAGAGUAUGCUGCUUCGUAUGGAGGAGAUACAGAGGGAUCAGGAGGACGUGAGGAGACGGUUUGCUUCAAUCACCUAUUCAGAUCCUCUUUACUGGGACCAACCAGGAGCUGCAGGGCCCCAGUGCCAUGCUCCGGGCUCCAGGCCAGCCUCUCCUCAGCCAAUUAGGCUUACCAGGCCAGCGCUGAAGCAGACCUCUGCGGCUGAUAUUGUCCUAGAAAAACCCGUGGAGACUGGUUUUCCGUCUGAGGACAGCCUAACGGAGGAGGUAUCCCAAGACGAGCGGCAGCCCAGAAACAGCACGGCGUUCCCAGGCCCGGCAGAGAGAGGCAAGGGGACCGUUAUCUCUGUGCCAGGCAGCAUGCUGAGAAGCAUUCGGCGGUACCGGGAAGACUAUGAGGCCUACCUGCGCAUCGUGGCUCACGAGGCUGUCGGCAGCUUCAACCCCUGGGCUGUUGCAAACAGCCUGGCAGAGGAGUUGCUGGCAGAGGCUCUGGCUGACGUGGCAGCAGAGUUUCAGGACGUUGUGGAGGAGUACGCCGAGGCCGUCUUCACCUCAGAGUUUCUUCAGCCAACCCAGUCGCCUCCUGCUCCGGCUGCAGCUUUGGUCAGCCAGUAGGCCGUUUACAAGCAUCAUGGAUGUAGCAGUCUCUUACAGAUUACUAUAAUAUGUAUUUAUUUUCUGAAUUUGGAGAAUCUGCAUUUUCAGUACAGGUUCCAAGGACUCCAAUUACUCAGUAUUUUUCUAUAGUUUUUUAAGUUUUACAAGCAGAUAUUUCACCUUGGAAUGAAACUCCAAAACUGAAAUUUUGUUAAUACUCAAAGAUCUGAAAAUGUGUUGAUAGAUCACUGCUUUGAUGUGACAACAUAUGACUUUAUGUAAUUGGGAUUGUAGAUAUUUUUUAAUGAUGAUACAGCAGAUGAGAUUGUUGAAUUGCACACGGUGCAUUAGUCCCUUCACUCUUAAUGGUCCACGUGCAUCUGUGAUUGAAUUCCUGCUGGGAAAGUUAGUUUAGUUUAGAUAAGCUCGGAGAGACCAUCACGACAUUACAGAGGAUUAUAAGAUUACCACCCUCCCCUUGCACUUGGUUUAAACCUCCCUGAGGAUUACUCACACUUUUUAUUUUCACAUCGGAAUAUGGAAAUAAAUUAAUUGCAUACAGUCUCCACUGUAUGCAAUUAAGUGAUGUGGGAUUAGCUGAGGGCAUCAUGUGUUAAAUCUAUUGUAACUUGAUUUCCUCCUUUGCUUUAAUAUCUAAAUAAAGGGUAUAAACACAGCAAA